Molecule: messenger RNA, 534 nt
Organism: Candidozyma auris
Lineage: Eukaryota; Fungi; Ascomycota; Pichiomycetes; Serinales; Metschnikowiaceae
Exons: 1
Coding region: 1-534 (177 amino acids)
Biological process (GO): phospholipid transport
Cellular component (GO): mitochondrial intermembrane space
Molecular function (GO): phosphatidic acid transfer activity
Source: RefSeq, a predicted model, not a curated record
AUGGUCCAGCUCAUUAAGGCCUCCAAUUCGUAUGACUUCGAUUUUCAUACGGCCUCUUUCGCGUACAUGAACAAGUACCCCAACCCGUUUGCAAAACAUGUCAGGAGCUCAGACACGCUAGAACAGUUCGUCGAUAGGCAGGGGAAGCUCCGAACAACCAAGCUUGUGGUGAAGACAGGCUCGUUGCCGUUGUUCAUCAAGCCGUUUUUGGGCUCGAGUCUUGACUCGUGGAUCAUCGAGAAACUGGUGAUCGACCCGAAACUGGGGAUCAUGUUGGCGUACAGCGCUAACGUUGACCACAGGAAGUUCAUCAAGGUCGAGGAGUAUUUGCAUUAUACAAGUGAGGGCACCAGGACCCACAUUGAAAGCAAGGUGAAGUUUCUGAGCAACUUUGCCGGAAUGAAGGAGAAGAUUGAGCAGUGGAGCCAGAACAGGUUCCAGUCGAACAUGAGGAACUCCCAGGAGGGUUUGAAAUAUGUGAUGAACAAGUUUAAGGAAAGAAUGAGCAAGGAGACAUGGAGAGCAAAUUUGUGA